Molecule: messenger RNA, 1978 nt
Organism: Haliotis rufescens (red abalone)
Lineage: Eukaryota; Metazoa; Mollusca; Gastropoda; Lepetellida; Haliotidae
Product: BTB/POZ domain-containing protein 6-like
Exons: 3
Coding region: 94-1431 (445 amino acids)
Biological process (GO): neurogenesis
Cellular component (GO): cytosol
Molecular function (GO): protein binding
Source: RefSeq, a predicted model, not a curated record
GUCAACACGAAACUAGGAUUACAGGUAUCCAACAGGUGAAGAGGUUUCUCUCGCUCUCCGUGUUCAAACCAUCUGUACCAGCCCAGCUACAAGAUGUCCGAUGAGAGCCCCAAAUCUGGAUUAGUCGACAACUGGCAGGCUGGGAAGACUGUCGCAGAGUGUAAUUUCCACAUGCUCGAAACAGAAGACUUCUGUGACGUCACCUUCCGUGUGGGAUCAGAGAAACAGGUGGUCCGAGCACACCGCUACGUUCUUGUCAGUCGCAGCUGUGUCUUCCAUGCCAUGUUCUGUGGCCCCCUGGCGGAGACUGGGGAGGUAACCAUCCCCGACAUUGAGGCAGACAUCUUCAAAGAGUUCUUAAGGUAUGUGUACACAGACCAGGCCACUAUCGACGCUGAAACAGUCACAGGACUAAAGUACACCUCCAGGAAAUAUUCUCUAGAUGCAUUGUAUAAACUGUGUGAAACGUUCCUAGAAAAGUCCCUGUCAGAAGACAAUGUCUGUCAGAUCCUGGAGGAGUGUCAUUGUUACGGGGAGCUGGACGUGGAACAGAAGGCCCUGGAGAUUCUUACUCAAGGAGGGAAGGAAGUCAUCCAAUCUCCCGGCUUUGUGAAACUUUGCUCUGAUUGUAUGAAUAAGUUUGUUAGGUCAGAUGGUUUAUAUUUGAAAGAGGAAGACGUAUUUGACGCAGUGCUGUCCUGGACAAAGGAAAGAUGCCGGGAGGAAGGUGGGAUUGACACGCCUGAGAACAUACGGAGACUCCUGGGAGAGAUGAGGUAUGAGAUCCGGUUUACAAGCAUCUCCCUGGAGUAUCUGGUGAAGGUUGUCGGGAGAUCUGGCGUGCUGACAGGGGAUGAGCGAAUACGAAUAAUGGACAGAACCAUAGACACAACUGUUGACAUAUCUCCAUAUAAACAUUCACAGAGAAAUAUUAUCGGCUUGAAACGGAAGGCAUCCUGUAAAAGAGUGGAGUGGUUUAACGCAAUUGGGUUUAGUUGCAACACAGGUAAAAUCUCUACUGAGAUAAGUACAAUCUCCUUCUCACCUAGUCGUAGCAUUCUCCUCCUGGGGUGUCCUCUGUAUGGUGCAUUUGCUGUAGAUGCAGAGUAUACACUGACAAUCAGAGUGUAUGACGCCAAUAACGGGGUGAUUGAUGAACCGUUCGUGAAGACAAGGAUGACGCUUCAAGGCAGUAAAGUGUUGAAUGACGUCCUGUUUCCCAGGUUUAUUUCCCUCACAGCAGGUGCGACCUACACUGUGUACGUUGACAUGAAGGGUGUAAGCCACACUGCCACUGGUAGGGAAAGAAAUGCUACAGUAACAGAGGACGGGGUACAUUUCACGUUUACAGACUCUCCAAUGUCUACUACAGACACAUCAACACAGAGAGGAAAGAUACCUGGCUUGUUGUACAGUCUCCCGCUGCCAUAGGCAGUACUGGUGUAUCAGGUGUGUUUCGCUGACUGCUAUGGCGAUGAUAUAUGAUAAUUUGAUACCAAGCAAACCAGAUCAUCUUCCAUAUGAUCAUAUUAACAGGUUUAAUCCCAUUAAAUUCCAUCUGACUAUCAGUGACAUCUGGCUUGAACUCACUGGUGAUGUCGACUACAUUAUAUCUGUGUAGUACAGAGAGUAAAUCAUCACUAAACCAAUUCCCACCUAUACAACAUGGUUGUUAAGAUUUGUAGAUAUAACCCGUAGGUCUAUAUGCCUUUGAGGCAUCUUACAUACUGACGUCAACAGCAUAAUGUAUUGUGCGUGGUUGGAUUGAUGCCUGAAGCUGUAGUGCAAGUCUGUAGUGACGUAAUGAAGGGUGAAGGUCGUUUUGGUUACUCACCGUUUGUAGGGCACGUGAAAACAUAAAUGCAAGUGUGCUUUGUUGUGUGUGUUGUUAAUCAUACUUCCUCUUGAUAUUGAUCAGGACAUUGCAGCUGAACUAUGCUGUAUCUAAGAGGUGGUUUUGUAUUCAGUGGACCCGUGA